Molecule: messenger RNA, 1003 nt
Organism: Anopheles maculipalpis
Lineage: Eukaryota; Metazoa; Arthropoda; Insecta; Diptera; Culicidae
Product: solute carrier family 25 member 35-like
Exons: 4
Coding region: 83-1003 (306 amino acids)
Source: RefSeq, a predicted model, not a curated record
AUGUAAAUAAUUACACAAAGUUGUGUUAUGUUGCGUGAAGACAUCGAAAACAAAUCACUCUCAACAGUGCAAUAGUGAAGUGAUGGACGGGACAGAUUUUUUACUAGGAGGAAUUGGUUCCAUGGGAGCCACACUAAUAACGAACCCGCUAGAGGUGGUCAAAACGAGAAUGCAACUGCAGGGCGAACUGGCCGCUAAAGGAACCUACCACAAACCUUACCGAAGCGUGAUCGAUGCGUUUGUUACGAUUGCAAAAAAGGAUGGAUAUGCAGCGCUUCAGAAAGGACUAGCACCGUCCCUGUGCUUCCAGUUCAUUCUCAACUCGUGCAGAUUAGGCAUCUACAAUACGGCCAACGAGCAUGGAUGGACAAAGCAGGCGAACGGUAAUCAAUCGAUUCUGAAGAGUGCCUUCUGGGGUGCGGCCGGUGGAUUCGUCGGAUCGGCCUUAGCGAGUCCUUUCUUUAUGCUACGCACCCAUCUACAAUCGCAGGCUAAGGCCGAAAUUGCGGUCGGUUAUCAACAUCAGCAUACCGGGAUGAUAAGCGCCAUUAAAGACAUUUUUAAGAAGUAUGGAAUUCAGGGCCUUUAUCGAGGGGUUGCCGUUACGAUGCCACGUGCUUUGCUCGGAAGCGGAGGACAACUGGCCGCGUUCGGCUAUACGAAAGACUUUCUAGUGCGGCAUCCAAUUGUGUCGGAACAAAGCGAUACUUUUGUGUCGACUGUGGCCGGUGCGGUCGGUGGAACGGUAAUGGCCAUCACAAUGACACCGCCGGACGUUAUAGCGACGAGACUGUACAAUCAAGGGGUAGAUGCAGGUGGUAAGGGCAUUUACUAUAAAGGUGUAGUGGAUUGUUUUAUUAAAAUCCUAAAGGCGGAAGGAGUCGCAGGGCUGUAUAAAGGAUUUUGGCCACAUUAUAUGCGGAUCGGUCCACAUGCAACGUUGGUGUUACUGUUUUUCGAUGAGUUGAAGUCGAUGCGCAGGAAAUACUAUGAGGCUCAAUAG